UUCUCUGGGCCAUUAAGAUAGCUGAGGGCAUGCAGAUAGCAGUGUGUGUGUGGCUAUGAAGGAGACAGGUCAGAUCUUGCUAAACUGAAUGAAACAAGAGAAACAUGCGCAAUCAUUAUUGCAGCUGGAUAAAUAGCUAAAGGGGAACUUAGGUAAGUUUCUGUGAGUUCUAGACAGGAUGAAACAGAAAAGCUUGCAUUAGUAGCUGUUUCAGACCAGUAGUGUUAAAAGGACUAAAGGUAAGGUGGGAGCAAACAGAAGAAGAGAUAAAGGCAAAGGAUAGGCUGCUUUUAUCCUGUGUCAGCACCAUGGGAAAAUCAGCCUCGAAGCAGUUUGCUGAAGAGGUGCUGCAGUGCCAUAAUGAGUACAGGAAGAAGCACCAGGCUCCUCCACUGAAGCUGAGCAGCAAGCUGAGCAGAGAGGCAGCCCGGUAUGCUGAAAGCCUGGCCAGCACACGAAUCCUGAAACACAGCGUGGAGUCCAGCAGAGGGAGCUGUGGAGAGAACCUGGCAUGGGCAUCCUACGAUCAAACUGGGAAGGAUGUUGCAGAUCGAUGGUAUAAUGAAGUGAAACAGUACAACUUCAACCGUCCUGGAUUCUCUUCGGGCACUGGACAUUUCACAGCAAUGGUGUGGAAGAGCAGCAAAAAGCUGGGUGUGGGUAAAGCCAUCGCAUCAGAUGGUUCAUCCUUUGUGGUGGCUAGAUAUUUCCCAGCAGGAAAUAUCACUAACCAGGGACACUUUGAGAAUAAUGUCCUCCCAGCUAAAACCAGCUCCUGAAGGAAUAUUGAUCUCCCUUUAUUUCACAUGGUCCAAAAGCAUUUACUCUGUUCUGCAGGAGAGAAGCUGCCUAUCUGCAUCGCUGUGGAGAAUCCCUGGAGAUCAGCCCAUCUUUAAGGAUAGAAAGCCAUGCCACAAUCUCUUAUGGAUCUUAGGAGAUAAGACGUGCUCAAGCUGUCUUUGUCAUUUGAAAAUGGGACCAGUAAAUGACAGAAAAUAUUGACUUUGCUAACAAAGCAUUUCCACUGACUUUGAAAACUGUGUAAUCUUAACUAGUUUAGUUGUUUUAAUAGCCACUCACAUUAUUUCCUCCAUUUAUGUUCUUUUCUAUAUUUCUACACAGUGAAAUGCAACUUACCUUUACAUCUGUUUUUGUGUAAGAAUGGAGUUAAUUCAGAGAGACAGACGCAUUAACAUAUAGUUGUUGCUGUAAUUUGAAGCUGAUGACUGUACGUGGUUGGAAUGUUCUUGUUAUUGCCUGUUCAUGGGAAAGCAGCCCCACAUCGUGACUUGCACUCUGAUCACUUUUGUAUAAUAAAAUAGACGGAUUGUCAGAAGCGAGUUGGCAUCUGUCCAUGUGUAAUUGUGUCAUCAAUUCUGGAUGACAUUGUUGUAAGUGAGACACAGAAAGAAAUUAGUUUCAUUUCUUAGAUACACACAAUAAAAAUGGCCUCUGAAACAUUAAAAAGAUCAAAUGUAAUCUUAAUUUAGUUCUGCAAUCUGCUUUUUCUAUUCGGCAUCUGCUUUCUGUGAACAGAAUAUGAUAAAACAUGACAGCUGCUGUAUUAAAUACUCAUUUAAUUGUCUUUUGAACAUGAAGCAGGGGAAUUUGUUCUCAUUUUAAGAAAUUAUAGGAAAAAUAAGUUUUUUUAUUCUGAUUAUGUGGAAAAAAUAAACCUUUCAAUGCUCAAAAUUGAUUUCAAAGCCCAUAAAUUAGUUUCUCGUGGGAACAAAAAGGGUAAACUAAAUGGUGUUUUUAAGAUUCAUUCCUUCAUUCACUGUUUUUAAGAUGUUUGUGAUUUAAUGUGUGUGUUUUCUGGAGGGUCGGCCUCAAAGCUGAGUCAAAGCCCACGCUGGAACAGACUUUAUUUAGCAGUUACUGGGGAUGCAACAUACAGCAGCAGCGAUACAGAGGAGUCACUGGUGUUUAGGCUUUAUAGGCUGGAAUAAGAGAGUCAGGAAUAGUUUCUUCUUUUUCUCAGGUCUCACUCACAUGGUCAGCUCCUAAAACAAAGUAAGAAGAAAAGAUUGAAGAAUGAAUCAGAAUUAGACAAAGCAAAAAACAUUUAAAAUAUGACACAUUAUUGCAAUUAGAUUGUUAUCCAUUCAUAAAGAUUUAAAGAUUAAGCCUGACAAAACACUCUUGAAGGAGGUUUAUUUAGCAGGGUUUUUUUAAGAAAAUAAUUUUAAAAAAACAUUUAAAUAAAGCACUUCUUUUUACUUUUUUCCGAUUAAGUAGAUUUUUUUUAAAUGUAAUAAUGCUGUUAUUUACAUUUCUAAAGGAUGUGCAUGUUUUAAUCUGUGAAUUAAUGCAGUUAAGAGUGUUUAGCUUUCUAGCUGUCAGUGGAAACAGAUUUAUAAAAUUCCUCUCAUAAAGUAAUUCAACUCAGAUUGUGAUAGAAAACAGAAAAAGCUACAUGCCUGAAAAUAAAAACACGUAUAAAUGUAAUGAACUCAGUGUCUAUGGCUGAGCAUUAAGAAACCUGGAGGAAAUGGGAUUUACAUCUAAAAAAGAUUAACAUAAACUAUCAUGAACAUCUAAACAGAAGAAAACAAAGUGCAAAAGAGCAGCCAUGGACUGUGAAUGAUUGGAUUAAAGUGAUAAACGCUUGCUGGAAAAUCUGCAAGGAGAUGAUGCAGAAAUUUGUGUUUGGUGCAGGUGAAAUAAAGCAUAUUAAGACAACUGCCUGAA
Messenger RNA from Melanotaenia boesemani (Boeseman's rainbowfish), 2691 nucleotides. It is a transcript of the gene glipr2l, whose product is annotated as GLI pathogenesis-related 2, like. The record is from RefSeq and is a predicted model, not a curated record. The transcript has 5 exons. Gene Ontology annotation, cellular component: extracellular region. NCBI's taxonomy places the organism in Eukaryota, Metazoa, Chordata, Actinopteri, Atheriniformes, Melanotaeniidae. The coding region runs from base 309 to 779 and encodes 156 amino acids.